AUGGUUAUGCUGGAUGAGCUAUGGGACUUGUGGGCGCUGGCUCAGCAAGAAGAAUUGCAGCACAGCCUACUCACAGCAGUAGCAGUCUGCACAGCACUGGCAGCUGUGGUGACAGCCUACAUCUUCACGAGGGCCCGACCGGUGUAUCUGCUCAACUACAGCGUGUACAAGCCGCCUGAGGAGUGGCGCGCCUCACAUGACCAAUUCCUUGAGAUUUCGCGAUUGUGCGGGGCGUUUGAUGACGCCAGCAUAGCAUUCCAGACAAAGUUGGUGGCCAACGGCGGGCUUGGACAGGACACCUACCUGCCGGAAGGAGUGCUGGCGCGGCCGCCGCAGCCGACGAUGGCGAAUGCGCGGAAGGAGGCGGAGAUGGUUCUGUUUGACUCUGUCAGGGACGUGCUGAGGGCCACAAACCUGCACCCCAGAAAUGUGGACAUUGUGAUAGUGAACUGCUCGCUGUUCAACCCGACCCCUUCCCUGAGCGCCAUGAUAGUGCACCACUUCAAAAUGCGGCCCAACGUGAUCACCUACAACCUCUCUGGCAUGGGCUGCUCUGCUGGCAUCAUCUCUAUUGGCCUAGCCAAGGAGCUCCUGCAGAUGUACCCCAACAAGAACUGCGUGGUGGUUAGCACUGAGAACAUCACCCAGAACUGGUACUUUGGCAACGAGCGCUCCAUGCUCAUCCCCAACUGCCUCUUCCGCGUGGGGGGCGCCGCCAUGCUGCUCUCCAACAAGGCCACCGACUACUGGCGCGCCAAGUAUGAGCUGCAGCAUGUUGUGCGCACGCACUUGGGCGCUUCGGACGAGUCCUACAACUGCGUCUACCAGAGAGAGGACGAGAACGGCAAGGUGGGCGUGCACCUGUCCAAGGACCUUAUGACCAUCGCUGGUCGCUCCCUCAAAGCCAACAUCACCACUCUGGGCCCUCUUGUGCUGCCCUUCUCAGAGCAGCUCCUCUUCCUCGCCAACCUCGUCUCGCGCAAGGUGCUGGGCAUGAAGGGCAAGUCGUAUGUGCCGGAUUUCAAAAAGGCGUUCGAGCACGUGUGCAUCCAUACCGGCGGCCGGGGGGUCAUCGAUGAAAUGGAGAAGCAGCUGCGCAUGACCCCUGCUCUCAUGCAGCCCUCACGUGACGCGCUGCACCGCUACGGAAACGUCUCAUCCUCCUCCAUCUGGUACGUGCUGGCGUCGAUCGAGACAAAGAAGGGCGUGAAGCGAGGCGACCGCGUGUGGCAGAUCGCGUUCGGGUCGGGCUUCAAGUGCAACAGCGCCGUCUGGCGCGCGUUGCGGCACGUGCACACUCAGCACGAGGCCUGGCUGGACUGA
This is a messenger RNA of Coccomyxa subellipsoidea C-169, 1323 nucleotides long. Its product is annotated as very-long-chain 3-ketoacyl-CoA synthase. The record is from RefSeq and is a predicted model, not a curated record. Gene Ontology annotation, biological process: fatty acid biosynthetic process. The transcript has 9 exons. The coding region runs from base 1 to 1323 and encodes 440 amino acids. Lineage: Eukaryota; Viridiplantae; Chlorophyta; Trebouxiophyceae; Coccomyxaceae. Gene Ontology annotation, molecular function: acyltransferase activity, transferring groups other than amino-acyl groups. Gene Ontology annotation, cellular component: membrane.